UAUUUUGCAUUCAUUUUGGUCUGAUCAUAUUUGUACGUUUCCCUGUUUUUCUUAUUCAAUCCCAAUUCAUUUUCCAGAAAAGGUCAAAGUGUUCUCCAUUUUGGCUGGAAAGAUAAAAAACUGUCAGAAGGAAUUUUUCGACAUUUUGAGAAACCGUAUUGAGAAUCUGAAGGAAGGUCGUACAGUGGACGAGAGUGACAUUAUUCUAGUUUUCUGUCCUAUUGUUUCUCGAGCUGGAACUGAUAUUGAAGCAGCACUGAACAAGGUUGAUUACUCUACAGAUUCUAAGCUAACUGUUCUAGUGGUGCUUCAUCACACGUUUGACCCAGAGAAAAUGGUCCCAGACAGCAGUAGAUAUGUCAAGAGGACAGACAUACUCACAGUGGACUGUCUGUUCAAUGAGGAUACAGGAUUAUUGGAGUGUCCGAAGAAUUCAGAUGCAGCUGACAAAACUGUGAACUGGUUACUACAACAGGGGGCAAAAAUAGGCAUCACGAUAUCACCAUGUCAACACAAAUCAUCUAUCUUCACAGAUGUAUUGACAUUUUUCACACCGGCAUGGGCAGUGGGACCUCCAAAACAGAAAUCUAAUGUGCAAGAGAUAACAUGCAGUUCCUCCCGUCCAGUUAAUUGUUUUAUCCAUGUGACUAAAGACACAUGCAAGUGUGAUGAGGACUUUACAGGAGCUUUAGACAAACGGGUGCAGCUGAGGAAUGUUCCUAGAGUGCAGGACAGUGAAAUCAUUCUGCACUUCUGUCCUGUUUGUUCACCAUCUGACAUCAAUGCAACAUUACAAGAGUACCAAAAGAGACCAGAUAAGCCUGCUGUUGUCAUUUUUCUCCAUAAGACAUUGGAUUCAGACUCUGUGCCAAACAGCAGUGGAUGUGUGAAAAGCCAGGAUGUUUUAGUGGUGGACUGUAUUUUCUGUGAUGGUGAAGGACUGCCUGACUGCAAAAAAAAUCAGGAAGCAAUUUCUGCAGUUGCAGACUGGAUAAAAAAUAAAUUUAGAGACCACUAAGGACGGGUAGCAGAAUGACACCGAGGAUCGAUAAAUCACCUCAUCAACCAUUCAGAAAGAUCCUGUGACUCUGACAACUACAUACCUCAACUCUUCACUGUUGAGAUCCGCUUUAGCUUGUGUCUAAUUAUUAUCCAGUUUAUUCCAGCCACAGUGAACUAAAAACAGAUGUCAUUUGUCUCAGACAAGUCACUGUCUUUGUUUUAUUGACUCAUAGCAUGUGCAUGAAUUGUAUUUACAGAAGCCUAGCAUGUUGACAGGCAUUUACUGUGCAAACCAUAAUACUGAAUAGUUCAAAAGUCCUAUUGGCUACUAAUGAAUGCAAAUAAAUGACCUGACAAUGAGUGUGCAAAGGAGUAAAUCUCUUCUUGCUGCAUAGCAAAGUCCAUGUAUGAUAACAAACUAACGUUCAGUUCUUCUAAUUCCUUACAUUAAUGCAGAGGCAAAUAUAACUAGUUAAAUUCUGUGUAUUUAAUUAAGAGAUUUUCAGUGAAUUGUUUCUGUGUUGGUGUUAAGUAGCUAUACUGUAUUUAAUCUGCAU
Sinocyclocheilus rhinocerous is the source of this 1559-nucleotide messenger RNA. RefSeq lists its product as uncharacterized. The coding region runs from base 335 to 1018 and encodes 227 amino acids. Lineage: Eukaryota; Metazoa; Chordata; Actinopteri; Cypriniformes; Cyprinidae. The record is from RefSeq and is a predicted model, not a curated record. The transcript has 9 exons.